Mus pahari (shrew mouse) is the source of this 3115-nucleotide messenger RNA. Its product is annotated as UDP-glucuronosyltransferase 1-9-like. The record is from RefSeq and is a predicted model, not a curated record. The transcript is spliced from 2 exons. Bases 71 to 994 code for a protein of 307 amino acids. NCBI's taxonomy places the organism in Eukaryota, Metazoa, Chordata, Mammalia, Rodentia, Muridae. Gene Ontology annotation, molecular function: UDP-glycosyltransferase activity.
UUUCUGGUUCCACUCUAUUAGAAAAGCCUACAGUCAUAUCAGCUGGAUUGCUCUGGGCUCUGAUUGUACUAUGGCUCCUACAGCCUUCCCAGCCUCCCUCCUCUGUGUGUGCCUGCUGCUGGCCUCUGGCUUGGCCCAGGCAGGCAGGCUGCUGGUGGUGCCCAUGGAUGGGAGCCACUGGUUCACCAUGCAGAUGAUUGUGGAGAAACUGAGCCACAGAGGGCAUGAGGUGGUGGUAGUCAUCCCAGAGGUGAGUUGGCAGAUGGGGAAAUCACUGAAUUGUACAGUGAAGACAUACUCAAUUUCUCACACUCUGGAGGACCUGGACAGAGCAUUCAAGUAUUUUUCUGACACUCAAUGGAAAACUCCAGAGCACAGUAUACGUUCUCUCGGGACAGGCUCAGCCAGACCUUUCUUUGAAAUAAUAUUUUCACACUGUAGGGGUUUGUUUAAUGACAAGAAGUUAGUGGAAUAUUUGAAGCAGAGUUCUUUUGAUGCUGUGUUGCUGGAUCCUUUUGAUGUGUGUGGACUGAUUGUUGCCAAAUAUCUGUCGCUCCCAUCAGUGAUCUUUGCAAGACUUGCAUUUUGCUACCAUCUUGAAGUGGGUGCCCAGUGCCCAAGUCAUCCUUCCUAUGUUCCUAGACUUUUCUCGAAAUACACAGACACCAUGACUUUCAUGGAGAGAGUGUGGAACCAUCUCUCCUACAUGAAGGAACGUGCAUUUUGCCCCUAUUUUUUCAAAACUGCUGUAGAAAUUGCCUCUGAAGUUCUGCAGACCCCAGUGACUAUGACAGACCUCUUCAGCUCAGUGUCCAUUUGGAUGUUUCGCACUGACUUUGUGUUGGAGUUCCCCAGACCUGUGAUGCCCAACAUGGUCUUUGUUGGAGGGAUCAACUGCCUCCAGGGGAAGCCACUUUCCAAGAGUGAGCCAGAGGAAAGCAUCCCACAUCUGAAAAUGCCACAAUGCCACCGGAUCAUUUGUCUUCUAACCUAGAAGAGGCGUUUAGAGAGACAACAACAACAACAAGAACAAAACUCCUUCAAGCUGCAUUUAAUGUUUUCGUAAACAUUGAGAAAACACUUCAAGUGUCGGAGCAGCAUUCAGUGUGUGGAGGUUGUUCUCCAUAGGAGACUCACUCAGAUUGCACAAAGUUCAAAACUUUUGAUAUGAUACCUAGUAUGUAAUGUCUGUGAGUUUCUGGUUUUUAAGAACACACGAGAUAAAACAGAAUUUUACAUUUCAGUGUUGGACAGUUCAACAGAAAAUUCAAAGUGGCCAGAGACUUGUCACAACAAUCAUAGUAUUCUCAUAUACAGAAAUAUGAAAACCACUUGUUGACACAUUCAGAGUUCCAUAACAGUACUAAACUGAAAACUAAAGUACAUCUGCAGCUGACCUGGUGCAAACCCAUGUUGGCCCUGUGUACUCCGUGUCAGUAUCUGUGAGUUCAUAUGAGCUUUGCUGAGUUUUUUUAGAGUGCUUUACUCUCCUGGUGCCCUCUGUCAUUUCCUUCUCCCCAAUUCUUCCUGCCUCCUCCUCCUUGGAGUUCUCUGACCUCUGAGGGAAGGGAUUUGAUGGAGAUAUCUCCUUUAGAGCUGUGUACUUCAGGGUUUGUCUCUCUGAAAUGUCUUGCUGUGGGUCUCUGUGUUUGUUCCCAUCUGCUGCAAGAGGAAGCAGCUAUGCUGAAGGCUGAAUAAGACCCUGACAAUGAGUCCAGCAGAACACCAGUGGGAAUCACUUUAUUGUUACCUCUUUUUAAACCUUCCCACAGUAUUUGGUUUUGCCUUGGCUCUUGAGGCUAUCUAGACCCAAGCAGUGUUAGCAGUGAGUUCCAUCUCAUGGAGUGGGCCUUAAGUUAAAUCAGACAUUGGUUGGUUCAUCUCACAAGGUUUGUACCUCCAUUGCUCUAACAUAUUUUAUAGUCACAACAGAGUGUAGGUCAAACAUACUCUGGUUGGGCUGAUGAUUACUUUUCUUUUACUAUCCUGCAGCAUCCCUUUCCAUGGCAUAGACGCUANAGCAUGGGUGUGAAGGUUCUAGUAGGCACCAGCUCCAGCUUUCCAUGUUCAGUGAGUUGUGUGUGUUUUGUCUUCAACACUGGGACCUUGCUGUCAGGGUUGUGGUGAGCAUCCUAUUGUCUUGGCAACAGCCUGGGUUGUUUGGUGAUUUCCAUGAUUUUCUUUUGGCUAACAACUGAAUUACAUCAAACCCAGUCCCAGUAUUGCAAGCUUAAUUAGAUUACAAGAUUUGGCUGGCAGGGUAUUUUCUCCUUUGCCUUAUGGAUGCUUUAUUAGGAUUGCCUUCCUAUUAUAAUUAUAGGAAGUUUCCACUGCACUAGGUUUGUACAGGGCCAUUCAAAUGCUCUUCAAUUUUAGCUGGCUCUUCCAACAAACCCCUCCUUAGUAUCUUUUCUCCUCACCCUCCCCAUCUGACUCCUCUGCUCUGAUGUCCUCUUUUGGCUGCUGUCCACCCAUAAAAUCUAUUCUAUGUUCCACUCUCAUUGAGAUCCAUGUGUCCCUCCUAGGUCCUUCCUCUAUGCCUAACCUUCCAGUUUCUAUGGAUUGUACCUUGAUUAUCACUUACUCAAUGGCUAAUAUCCAAAUAAAAGUGAAUGCAUACAAUAUUCUUUCUGCGUCUGAGUUUUCUUAGCAAACAUGAUUUAUUUCUUAGAGCCAUACAUUUGUCUACAAAUUUCUUGAUGUCAUUUUUAGGGGGGUUUGAGACAGGGUUAUUCUAUGUAGCCCUGAUUGUCCUGUAACUCACUGUGUAGACCAGGCUGGCCUUGACUUCAGAGGUGCACCUGCCUCUGACUCAUGAGUGCUGGGAUUAAAGGUUUGUAUCAGGACCACCUGGCUUAACUUCCUGCUUGACUGCUCUAAGAUUUCAGGUGUGUUAUUUUCAUGAUCAGUGUAGCUAACCUGGGCUCUUUUUGUUUCAAUAUGAAUUUGAAAAUUGACCUUUUCGUGUCUGAAAAGAAUUGUGAUGAAAUUUUGAUGAGGAUUACAUUGAAUCUGUUGAUUGUUUCAGGUAGGGUGACCUUUUAAACUAUGACAAUCCUACAAAUGCAUGAGCAUGGGAGAUCUUUCCAUCUUCUGAUAUCUUCUACCAUUUCUU